AAGAAGAGGAGGAGCAGGGUGCAGGAGAGGGAAGGAGGGGAAAAGAAGAGAAGACAAAAGAUUCAUAAAACUAAAGCAGUUGUGGACGACAGCAAAAGUUCUCGUAAAGUUCACCUCUUACAAGCUAAAGGAAUGGGCAGCCUCCCAGUGGUCCUGCUCCUCUGCAGUUUCCAGGCACUCAUGGCCGUAGCCCAGACUCAGCCAAACGAGGCACCUGGAGGUGUUUUACCACCCAAUUGUAGGGAGGAGAUGUAUCCUUGCACCAGGAUGUACUCAGUUCACAAGCCCAUCAAGAAAUGUAUUGGUAGUCUUUGUCUCUACAGCCUCCCUCGUGUCUACGUGAUCAACAAUGAGAUCUGUAUGAGGACAGUGUGCCAAGAUGAUGAGAAUCUGAAAGCUGAACUAUGCAGAGAGUUGUCUGGAUGGCCCAGACGUAUCCAGAGGUCAUCCAAUAGGAAACCUUGUCACAAUCGUCGUGGCAACACUCAAACCUGGGCAAACAAAGCCUGAUGACCACACUAGAAUGACCACAUGACCACCGGUGACAACGGUGCCCCUUUAGAGACACGACCCGGGGGCAGCAUCAUAAAAACACCCCAUAAAAACGCCAUAAAUCCACUGCUCCACAUCUGAGGGUCUCUUUCCUUUUCUUCCACACGUACACGUGUGCUGAGUCAUAUCUACAUAUGUUUAUGUGUUAGUCUUUUUAUUGUGUGUGAAUAUCGACUGUGCGCUCAUGUUGUCUGUGUGUUAUUGGACACAGGUCAUGUCUUCCAUGGUUUACGAUUCAUUUUAGGUACUGUAGUAAUGAGCCUAUAGCAGCACUGAGUCAUCAUAUAAGAAAAAACUAAGCAAAACAAAGACCUAUCCUGUUGUGGAUUUUAAGGUACACACUGAAAUUCCAGUAUUACGUGCACUAUUGUAUUCAAUAAAAUAUAAUGGAAGUUGUU
Archocentrus centrarchus (flier cichlid) is the source of this 950-nucleotide messenger RNA. RefSeq names its product microfibril associated protein 5 (gene mfap5). Gene Ontology annotation, biological process: embryonic eye morphogenesis. The coding region runs from base 133 to 510 and encodes 125 amino acids. Lineage: Eukaryota; Metazoa; Chordata; Actinopteri; Cichliformes; Cichlidae. The record is from RefSeq and is a predicted model, not a curated record. Gene Ontology annotation, cellular component: microfibril. The transcript is spliced from 7 exons.